UUGAUAAUUUUCAAUUUUUUUUUGGAAAAAAAGCCUGCUCAUAUUCAUUUCCCAAAUAAAUAUACUGACAUCCUGAAUAAAAGUCUCUUAAAAGCACUUCCACUCACCAGCAGGUUGUAGGACUUCCACAGACACAGAUACAAAAAGAAGAACCGUUCUCUAGAUAUUAACAUAAUUCCAUUAGUAUUUAAGUUAGAAUGGAAGCUCCUCUGCCCAGUGACACCUUUGUGGUUUUACCACCCUUAACGGAUCAUGGGGUGGUUUUCGGUAGGAACUCUGGUGGGCCCCGGGGAGAGAUACAAGAAGUUAUUUAUGUUCCUUCUAAGGAACCAUCUGGACCCAUUCAGUGUACUUACAUGGAAGUAGACCCUGCAGGAAAAACAAAAGCAGUAAUCCUAAGUAAACCAAACUGGAUGUGGGGUGCUGAAAUGGGGGCGAAUGAAUGUGGGGUCACCAUAGGAAAUCAAGCGAUUCAAACUAAUGAUAAUGAUGGUGAUAGUGACCCUAAUGUAAAAAGGUUGUUAGGUACAGAUCUUGUAAGACUUGGUUUGGAAAGAAGUUCUAAUGCAGAUGAGGCAUUAAAUGUUAUAACAAAUCUGUUAGAGAAAUACGGGCAAGGAGGCCCAUGUUCUAAAUCUGAGGGAGGUUGUGCUUAUCAUAAUUCAUUUUUAAUUGCUGACUCGGAAUGUGCUUGGGUUUUGGAGACUUGUGGGAAACAUUGGGCAGCUGAAAAAAUAACUAGUGGUUUUCGGAACAUUUCCAAUCUUUUAACAAUUACAACGAAAAUUGACAAAAAGUCUCAGGGCUUAGAGGAAUAUGCUAAAAAUAAGGGCCUGUGGGAUGGGAAUGGAGAAUUUAACUUUUCUCAAGCCUUUUCCGCCGAGGGGAAAUCAGAAGUGAGAUACCUGGCAGGUCAGAAGUUGCUGGGAAAGUUCACUUCUUCAAACAGCUUUAGGGAGACUGACAUGUUUAAAAUCCUUAGGGAUAAAGAGUCUGGAAUUUGUAGGGAUUGUGAUGAUGGUUUUCCUACUACAGGAAGUCAGGUUUCAACUUUAACCUCUACAAGACCCAGCGUCCAUUGGUUUACCGCCACCCCAGAUCCCUCGAGAUCGGUGUUUAAACCAUUCAUUUUCACCAAAAACGUUGCCAUUUCAAAACAUACCAUUUGCCCCGAUAAAGAGAAUCCCCACACCCUUUACAUCCUCUAUAAAAAAUCGGAAUCCAACAAGGGAGUGCAAGAUUUACUACAUGAAAUGGAGUCGAACUGCGUCAAGGAGUUGGAUCAAGUUAUUUCCACCGUUGGAGAGGAUUUAUCGGAAUUCGAUGAACUCCUUAAGGAUUGCGUUGAAACUGAAGUCAAGUUUUACCGUUAGGAUGCUUUUUGACUUAAAAAUACACUUAACUAUUUAUUAGCUUAAUAAAUUUGGGUUUAAGUGUAGCUAGUUGCAUGCAUUUUGUACCAAUGGGCUUUAUGACAUAUAGGGCCUCGAUCCAUUAUUAUACAGUAUUAAUUAGGGCUCAAAUGGGUGUUAAUGUAGUCUUCAAUGUUCUUUAUUUAGGUUGUGAUAUUUUAUACGCUUUAUUUAUAUAUUAUUAUAGUGACUUUUUAUUUUAUUGUAUGAUUGAAAAAGUGUAAUCAAGUAUUCAAAACAGCAUUGUAAUGUUAUAUGCUAUAGGAUUAUUAUUAAUAUUUAAACUGCUGUAUUUAAGGAAAAAAAUAUUUAUAAUUUGCACAUUCCAAAUCUCAAUAUACAAUAUUCUUUUGCAAAGCCUAA
Anthonomus grandis grandis is the source of this 1775-nucleotide messenger RNA. Its product is annotated as secernin-3. The transcript is spliced from 7 exons. The record is from RefSeq and is a predicted model, not a curated record. Lineage: Eukaryota; Metazoa; Arthropoda; Insecta; Coleoptera; Curculionidae. Bases 198 to 1373 code for a protein of 391 amino acids. Gene Ontology annotation, molecular function: cysteine-type exopeptidase activity; dipeptidase activity. Gene Ontology annotation, biological process: proteolysis.